Molecule: messenger RNA, 1149 nt
Organism: Oryza sativa Japonica Group (Japanese rice)
Lineage: Eukaryota; Viridiplantae; Streptophyta; Magnoliopsida; Poales; Poaceae
Source: RefSeq, a predicted model, not a curated record
CCAGCGUCCGAUCUCCUAUUCCCCACCCUUCCUCACCGCACCAUUCACCAACCGCCGUCUCCUCCUCCCCCCACUCUCGCCUUCCCCCCUCUCUCUCCUCUCCUCUCCGCGACUCCCUCCACCCCCGCGCGCGCGCGUUUUUUUUUUUUCGUAAGGGUUUUUGGAGGGCGGCGCGGGGAUGGCGGACGCGGGGCACGACGAGAGCGGGAGCCCGCCGAGGAGCGGCGGGGUGAGGGAGCAGGACAGGUUCCUGCCCAUCGCCAACAUCAGCCGCAUCAUGAAGAAGGCCGUCCCGGCGAACGGCAAGAUCGCCAAGGACGCCAAGGAGACCCUGCAGGAGUGCGUCUCGGAGUUCAUCUCCUUCGUCACCAGCGAGGCGAGCGACAAAUGUCAGAAGGAGAAGCGCAAGACCAUCAACGGGGAAGAUCUCCUCUUUGCGAUGGGUACGCUUGGCUUUGAGGAGUACGUUGAUCCGUUGAAGAUCUAUUUACACAAGUACAGAGAGAUGGAGGGUGAUAGUAAGCUGUCCUCAAAGGCUGGUGAUGGUUCAGUAAAGAAGGAUACAAUUGGUCCGCACAGUGGCGCUAGUAGCUCAAGUGCGCAAGGGAUGGUUGGGGCUUACACCCAAGGGAUGGGUUAUAUGCAACCUCAGUAUCAUAAUGGGGACACCUAAAGAUGAGGACAGUGAAAAUUUUCAGUAACUGGUGUCCUCUGUGAGUUAUUAUCCAUCUGUUAAGGAAGAACCCACAUUAGGGCCAUAUUUAUUAGUAGAAGACUAAAGCACUUGAAGGGUGUUGGUUUAGAAAGGGUGUUAACAGUUGGCUGUGGCGAUUGCUUCACAGAUGUAAAUUGCUUCAUAAGUGGUUUAAUGCUUGUUUUUGCCUGUAUAUUCAGAGCAAUUUUCACAUAUUGGUAGUUCUGCAAUCUUUUGCAUUCCCAUACAUGUAUCAGGUGGCACAAAUCUAUUGCAAGUACCCUAGCAUUGAAUAAUGCUGGUUAACAUAUAAUUCUGUAACGUCCGUAUUGUUUCGACUGUGAUGCUUGCCGUAUGGGCAAUGGCAUGUGUUCUAGAGGGGGCAUUCAAUAUUUAGGUAUCUCAAGAAUGUACCAAAUACUCCCUUCGUUCAAUUCAGAAACACCUUUUUUUAA